UUAACACUUCUAUAUCUGAAAGCAUUCCUAACACAGCAUUUUUUCACACCUGCCAAAGACAUACCGUAUUUUUCGCUCCACCUAGGUUUUAGAGGCAGAAAACAGGAAAAAAAAAAAUUCUAAACUAAUGGACUGCAGACACAGUACAGGAGAUGACCAGAGACUGCGGACACAGUACAGGAGAUGACCAGAGACUGCGGACACAGUACAGGAGAUGACCAGAGACUGCGGACACAGUACAGGAGAUGACCAGAGACUGCGGACACAGUACAGGAGAUGACCAGAGACUGCGGACACAGUACAG
Molecule: messenger RNA, 304 nt
Organism: Staurois parvus
Lineage: Eukaryota; Metazoa; Chordata; Amphibia; Anura; Ranidae
Source: the annotation of a GenBank genome assembly